AAAGUGAGGGAAGAGGAGGAAACAGCAAACAGCCCGAAAACGAGAGAGAGAGAGAGAGAGAGAGAGAGAGGGAAUAAGCUAAACCUAAAAGAGGAGGAGGAUAGAGAGAGAGAGAGAGAGAGAGAGAGAGAGAGAGAGAGAGAGGGGAGAAGGUGAAGAAGAGGAAAGAGAUCAAAAGUAGAAUGUUAAUAUGUUGUUUGACCUCUCAAAUCAGCAAGUAAUUGACUGCACUUAUUAUACAAGCAAGGGAAAAAGAAGAGCAGUUAUUGGAGAGAGAGAGAGAGAUUCAUCAGUCAAUCCCUCUGACUUGGUCUUAUCAAUUUCAAUCCCCAUACUUGCUUGUAUCUCAACUGGGUCUCCAUUAUUUUCAAGUUUUUGAUUGGAGGAGAAGAAACCAGAGAGAACCCAUGAAUCUUCUUCUGUUUGAGCUCUGUUUGCUGCCAUUUCUGGAACUGGGUUCUUCAUUUCAUUGAAGAUUAUCAACUGGGUUGGUGCGUUUUGGUGCAAAGCUUGGAGCUUUGGAGGUUUCUGCUUCAAUGGAUACUCCGCCGCCGGAGGAGCUUCUGAAAAAGAUCCAAGAGCUGGAAGCGGGCCAGGCCCACCUCAAGCAGGAGAUCACCAAUCUCAGGCACUCUGGGGAUGUCAAAUCAGAGCACCAGAGGGCCCACUCCGUCUCCCCGCAGCGUUCGAGGUUCUCGUCUGUGCCCAGAAGGAGAGUCACUGGGGUGGGCGGUGCGGCUGGUAGUGGAGGUCACGAUGCGGCGGCUUGGAAGAGAGGGUCUACUUCGUUUCGGCAUUCCUCACCUCUUCAGAGGGAGAGCCGCAGCCAUGAUCCUCCCACUGGAGGCAGUGGCGGUGGCGGCAGUGGAGGAAGCAGUGGCACGGGGCCUUCAGCUGUGAACUUUACUGAUAGACAGUAUCUGAACAUACUACAGUCGAUUGGGCAAUCUGUGCAUAUAUUUGAUAUCAAUGGGAUUAUAAUUUACUGGAACAGAACUGCUGAAAAUUUAUAUGGUUAUUCUGCGGCUGAGGCCCUUGGACAUAGUCCUGUUGAGCUCUUAUCAGAUCCUCAAGACUACGGUGUCGCAAACAAUAUAAUAAACCGUGUCACCAAGGGGGAGAGCUGGACUGGGCAGUUCCCUGUCAAGACCAAAACUGGGGACAGGUUUACGGCCUUUGUAACAAAUACUCCAUUCUAUGAUGAUGAUGGCACUUUUAUUGGGAUUAUUUGCGUGUCAAGUGAUAUCCGGCCUUUUCAAGAAAUGAAGAUUCCAAUGUCAGGAGGAAAGCCCCCAGAAUCAGAUUCAAGCUACAGCCGGUCUAGAGCUUGUGUUACAGCUAAACUUGGCCUUGAUCCUCAGCAGCCUCUACAAAAUGCUAUUGCAUCAAAAAUAACAAAUUUGGCGUCCAAAAUGAGCAACAAAGUAAAAUCGAGAAUUCGGGUGGGAGAAAACAACAUAGAUCACGAAGGUGAGGGCGAUUGUCAUCGUUCUGAUCAUGGUUCAAAUUGUGUUCUCUCUGAUCAUAGGGAGGAUGUGAGUUCAAGUUGUGCUACCACACCUAGAGGCGAUUUGGCCCCAUCUCCUUUUGGAGUAUUCUCCCAUAUUGAUGAGAAGUCUCCAGGAAAACCCUCCAGAGAUUCUGGCAAUGAGAGUGAAGGAAAACCUUCGAUCCAGAGGAUGAUAUCCUUGAAAGCUGAAGCAUGGAUGGGUAAGAAAGGGAUAACAUGGCCAUGGAAAGGAAAUGAGAGAGAAGAGCUAGAGACUAAGAGCACUCGUUUUGUUUGGCCUUGGUUGCCUAAUGAACAUGAGAAUGAUUCAGUUCAUCAGAGGAAUUAUUUUGGUUCAAAACCAGAAAGUCAGGUGAAUGAAAAUAACCGGACUACAAAUAAUGAGGCCUCAGGAUCCUGGACCUCCUCAUUUAAUGUUAACAGCACAAGCAGUGCCAGCAGCUGUGGAAGUACCAGCAGCAGUGCUGUGAAUAAGGUGGAUGUAGACACUGACAGCCUGGACUACGAAAUCUUGUGGGAAGACUUGAUAAUUGGAGAACAAGUUGGGCAAGGAUCAUGUGGAACCGUAUACCAUGGUCUGUGGUAUGGAUCAGAUGUUGCUGUCAAGGUAUUCUCCUGGCAAGAAUAUUCAGAAGAUGUGAUAUUUUCCUUCAGACAAGAGGUGUCUCUCAUGAAAAGGCUUCGACAUCCAAAUGUUCUGCUUUUUAUGGGAGCUGUGACUUCACCUCAGCGUCUCUGCAUUGUAACAGAGUUCCUCCCUCGUGGAAGUUUGUUUCACUUACUACAAAGGAACACAUCAAAACUAGAUUGGAGGCGACGUGUUCAUAUGGCGAUAAAUAUAGCACGAGGCAUGAAUUAUCUUCAUCAUUUCAACCCGCCUAUCAUUCAUCGAGAUCUGAAGUCUUCAAAUCUCCUUGUUGAUAAGUACUGGACUGUUAAGGUUGGUGAUUUUGGUCUUUCACGUCUUAAGCACGAUACAUUUCUCACAACCAAGACUGGGAAGGGCACGCCUCAAUGGAUGGCACCGGAAGUUCUACGUAAUGAACCCUCAGACGAGAAGUCUGAUAUAUACAGCUAUGGGGUGAUAUUGUGGGAGCUUGCUACUGAGAAGAUCCCUUGGGAUAAUCUGAACUCAAUGCAGGUGAUUGGAGCUGUAGGGUUCAUGGACCAAAGGUUAGAGAUCCCAAAGGACGUGGACCCGCAAUGGACUUGUUUAAUUGAGAGCUGCUGGCAGAGUGAUGCAGCUUCCAGGCCAACAUUUCAAGAACUGCUGGAGAAGCUCAGAGACCUGGAGAGACAAUACACUCUUCAGUUCCAAGCAGCGCGUGCCGCCGCGGGUGAUAACACCCCGAAAGAAUUGUAGCCCCUCUCGCCUGAGCUCUGUGUGCAUUAGGGUUUUCACCACUUCCAUCUCUCCUACCAAAUUGUGGAUGAAUUACAGCAGUGACAAAAUUGGCAAUGAGCUACAGACAUCCCACAAACGGCAUGUCGUAUUGGAGCCACAGAGUUGGAAAGUCAGAUGGCAGAAACGGCAUGGCGUAUUAGACUGGUUGAUUGGUGGGUGUAGUGCGACAGGGAGAGUCAUGUCGAUUGGAUUGGAUGACAUGAUAAUAUGUCACCAGUUUUUGUGAUUUAUAAAAAAUGUUGUACAAAAUAUGAGAAAAAGAAAAGAAAAGAAAAGAAAAGAAAAGGGUAAAAAUACUUGGCAGUGAGUUAUUCCUUUGAGUAAGUAGAGUGAUAAAUCUCUCCUUGCAUUA
This is a messenger RNA of Pyrus x bretschneideri (Chinese white pear), 3267 nucleotides long. RefSeq names its product serine/threonine-protein kinase pakF-like. The record is from RefSeq and is a predicted model, not a curated record. Bases 537 to 2873 code for a protein of 778 amino acids. NCBI's taxonomy places the organism in Eukaryota, Viridiplantae, Streptophyta, Magnoliopsida, Rosales, Rosaceae. The transcript is spliced from 13 exons. Gene Ontology annotation, biological process: regulation of DNA-templated transcription; protein phosphorylation. Gene Ontology annotation, molecular function: protein kinase activity; ATP binding.